Acyrthosiphon pisum (pea aphid) is the source of this 1289-nucleotide messenger RNA. Its product is annotated as CG17271-like. The transcript is spliced from 5 exons. NCBI's taxonomy places the organism in Eukaryota, Metazoa, Arthropoda, Insecta, Hemiptera, Aphididae. The coding region runs from base 214 to 891 and encodes 225 amino acids. The record is from RefSeq and is marked predicted. Gene Ontology annotation, molecular function: calcium ion binding.
GGAAUUACCUGAAUAAAUUCUGAACGUUAUGUUAUGACAUGGCUCUAAACUAUAUUGUUAUUUGUUAGAUAAAAUUAUAUAAGCUGCUGACUAAAGACGACGCCACAUAUCAGGUACAUAAAAAUUAACUCGAAUUUUUAAAUACAACACAUUCGUUAUUUAUAUUGUAUGGUGUUCAGCGUUAAAAAGUGUAUAUGAGUGUUUCUACCAAAAAUGAUUUCAAAAACGCUUUUAGUUACUUUUCCUAUUCUUGUAGUCUUGUGUCAUAAAUCGUCUGCACAAUAUGCACCAGCACCGCCAGGUGUCAAUCCGCAACUGUAUCAACAACAGCAACAGCAAGUACCUAUUCAACAUUUACCUCCACAACAAAAUGUUCCUCAACAAUUACCUUACCAACAGCAACCGCCGCCGCCACCACAGCAGCAGCAGCAUCAGCAACAUCAACAACAGCAGCAACAACAACCACCGAGUCAUGGCCACGGUUCCCAAGGACAUCAUCCUCAUACACAACAAGUGUUACAUAAUCCAAACUUAGCAGAAGAAAGCGAGCACAUAAAAAAACAUUUGGAUCUACCAACAUUAGACACAAGCAAAAUGUCUGAACAAGAAUUACAAUUUCACUAUUUCAAAAUGCAUGAUGCAGAUAACAAUAAUAAAUUAGAUGGAUGUGAACUUAUCAAGUCACUUAUACACUGGCAUGUUCAAGGUGGUCAUGAUCCCGCAGCGGGUGGAGCACCUCCCCAGGAAAAGAUAUUUACUGAUGAAGAAUUAAUGCAGUUAAUUGAUCCUAUAUUAACUAUGGAUGAUACAGAUUUUGAUGGUUUUAUAGAUUAUCCAGAAUUUGUUAUUGCUCAAAACAAAGCAGGCAGUACUCAGAAACAAUCGGCAUAAAAAAAUAAACAAUAUAAUUACAAAAAAUAAAUAUAAAUAAAAUUUUUUUUAUUUGGAAUUGAAUAUUACCUACUUAAUUGUUUUUGUUUUUAAAAAGCCUAAAAUAAGUAGGUUUUUUUUCAAAUUAUUUUUUAACAAAAACUAACGGUUAAAAACUACCAACUUUGUGAAAACUCAUAAAUAUGUAUUAAAUUAUUACUACUUACAAACAGAAAUGUAUUCAAUUGAAUAUAAAUAUAAUUAAUUAAGUACAAUUUAAAAAACUAGGAAACUAGGAAAGCUCAAUAUUUUACAUAUUUAUAAAAUUGAAAAAACAAAUAUUGAAUGGUUCUUCUUGUAUUCUAUAUUAUCAUAGUCAUACUUAUUUUUUUUUACAAAUAUAUUUCUUAUUUUUUUGA